AUGGCCCUGGGGGCGCCGUUCUCGGAUAAUCCGCUUUUUGCUAAUAUCGACCGGCGAAGACGUGGGGAUCAGUAUACAGAGCGGGCGAGGAAAUUGCUAGACCUGACGGAUACUUCGGUUACCACUAUCCAGGCCUCUAUUCUGCUUGCUACGGUUUGUUUUUGUGACUCGCAGACAGAAGCAGAGGCAUUGUAUUAUUCUAUUGCCAUUCGGUUGGCCCUCAUUCUUGACCUGCCUAAUCGGAGGUGUGACGACCAACUGAAGAGGCAAGUUAACCUUCGGAUAUGGUGGUCGUUGUACAUGAUCGACAUCUGGUCGUCCAUGGGCCUCAACCUGCCUCGACAACUCGAUUUCGUGGAAAGAUAUCCUCUCCCAACAAACGAAGAAAUCUUUCUAUCCCUUCAACCCGGGAUAGCGACACCAGAGAACAUGGACUGCCCUGGACUAUGCUCCGAGAUGGCGAUUCUAGCACGUAAAUGGGCGAGAAUCCAUCGUUUCAACAAAGCCGCCGUUAACAGCUUUAUUGACUGGCAGUCAGUGAGCGCCACCGUAGACUCCUUCGCACGCGAACUGCAGGACUGGUCUGAUUCACUGCCUUCAUAUCUCCAAGAGACCCCGGACAACUUGGAGCGGUACUGCUCGCUGGGUUUAGGCAAUGCUUUUGCUGCACUGCAUCUAGGGUACCAUUACUACAACGAGGUGCUCUUCUAUCAAUUUCUGGCCAGAAAGCCAAAUCAGGAGCAUUCUGACUCGAUAUCCUGGUAUCGCUCGCAGUGCGAAGAACACGCCCUCGCAUUCUGCAAUCUACUCUACCGCUGUCGUUCAACCAACCAGCUCCAAUUCCAGUGUCUCUACGUGAUGGUCGGACACAUGCUCGUCGUUACGUCGACAGUAUACAUCCAUAUGCUCGUGUCCAGCGAAAACGAGGCCAAGAUCAAACUCGCCCGCCAGCGCCUGGGGCAGAACUUCCAGAUCCUGACCGAAAUGCAGACAUACUGGGUGUCCCUGGAUGUCUUUCUUCAUCGGCUGCAGGUGUUCCAUAAUGCCUGUAUCAGAUCGAUUGAUGAAUCAUUUCGAAUGGAUCAGUGGAUGUUGUCUUUCCUUCUCGAGCAUGGUACUACGGUUAUGGAGCGCCCGUUGAAUAGCGACUCUCCGGAUACACUACGGAAUUGGUUUUUGCAGACUUUUUGACUCGCAUUGUAUAAAGAAAGUAGAUGUUAGAUAACACUCUCCAGGAACACGUAAUAUGCCCGC
Molecule: messenger RNA, 1254 nt
Organism: Aspergillus versicolor CBS 583.65
Lineage: Eukaryota; Fungi; Ascomycota; Eurotiomycetes; Eurotiales; Aspergillaceae
Product: fungal specific transcription factor domain-containing protein
Exons: 2
Coding region: 1-1191 (396 amino acids)
Biological process (GO): DNA-templated transcription
Cellular component (GO): nucleus
Molecular function (GO): zinc ion binding; DNA binding
Source: RefSeq, a predicted model, not a curated record